CUCACUUUCACUCGCAUUUAUUCUCUAAGUUUGCAUCACUUCAUUUUCACUCUCUGAAAACUGAGUGUUCGUUUUCUUUCACUUUCUCGCAUAUCGAAUCUCACCAACCAAAAGCUCCUACCUCUGUUAUUUCAGCAAUCAGAAUGGAUAUUCCGCGCAAAUGUCUCUUAUCUCCAAUUCUCGCGCUCAUUCUACUUUCGUUCAUCGUCGUCGUGGUGCUGCGUCCAGUUCAGUUACUCCAAUUCACGACAAUCGCUGCUCCAAAACGUGGACAUUCCGUUUCUCUGGAUCAUCUGCGAAUGAAGCUCUCCGGCGAGAAUCAACUUCACGCCGUCGUAAAUUCCGGCGAAUUUCGACGUAACAAAUUCAGUGAUGACCGAGGUUCUACCAGGAAGAAGGUAGGAAAAGUAGAACAAACACUCGCGGCGGCGAGAGCUUCGAUGCGAAAGGCUGCGUCAGAAUCAGAAGGUGAUGAGAGGAGCAAUCACACUGUGGCAACCACCGUGCAUGACGGCGGAGACCGCCACUAUGUACCAGCCGGAGCUAUCUAUCGUAACGCUCGCUUGUUUCAUCGGAGCUACCUAGAGAUGGAGAAAAUAUUCAAAGUAUACGUAUACCCAGAGGGUGAGCUCCCAAUAGCUCAUGAUGGCCCGUGCAAAGACAUAUACUCAAUUGAAGGAAGAUUCCUCCAUGAGAUGGAACAUGGUCCAGGGAGGUUUAGGACCAACGACCCCAAUGCCGCUCACGUUUACUUCUUGCCAUUCAGCGUUACUUGGAUGGUGAAGUAUCUCUAUACUCCACUUUCAUACAAUGUCACUCCUUUAAAGCAGUUUGUUUCUGACUAUGUGAGACUCAUAUCCAUGAGGCAUCCCUUCUGGAAUACAACUCAUGGUGCCGACCACUUCAUGCUUUCCUGUCAUGAUUGGGCUCCUCAUGCAUCACAGGGAAAUCCCUUCCUCUACAACACCUCCAUCCGUGUCAUGUGCAACGCCAACACCUCAGAGGGCUUCAACCCUCGAAAGGACGUCUCCCUUCCAGAAAUCCACCUUUACGGAGGCGAAGUCUCCCCCAAACUUCUCUCGCCCCCAUCCAACAACACCCCACGCCGCUACCUCGCCUUUUUCUCCGGCGGUCUUCACGGUCCAAUCCGCCCCAGCCUCCUCCACCACUGGAAGAACCACGACGCUGACAUUCGCGUCUACGAAUACCUCCCCAAAGACCUUGACUACUACUCCUUCAUGCUCAACUCCAAGUUCUGUCUUUGUCCCAGUGGCCACGAAGUGGCCAGUCCCAGAAUCGUGGAAGCAAUUUAUGCCGAAUGCGUUCCUGUCAUCCUUUCCAAGUAUUACGUGUUGCCCUUCGGUGAUGUGCUGCAAUGGAAGGCGUUUUCGGUGCAGGUGGAGGUUUCAGAUAUUCCUAGGUUGAAAGAGAUUCUUAGUUCGAUUUCCGAGGAUGAAUAUUGGAAGCUCAAGGAGGGAGUGAAGGCUGUGAGGAAGCAUUUUACACUGAAUCGGCCUGCCAAGAGAUUCGAUGUUUUUCACAUGAUCUUGCACUCUAUAUGGUUAAGGAGACUAAACAUACAACUCAGAUAGAAGUUUUCACUUUUCUCUUAUACAUAUUAUAAACCCUUG
Messenger RNA from Vigna radiata var. radiata (mung bean), 1631 nucleotides. Its product is annotated as probable glycosyltransferase At5g25310. NCBI's taxonomy places the organism in Eukaryota, Viridiplantae, Streptophyta, Magnoliopsida, Fabales, Fabaceae. The record is from RefSeq and is a predicted model, not a curated record. Gene Ontology annotation, molecular function: glycosyltransferase activity. The transcript has 4 exons. Bases 144 to 1592 code for a protein of 482 amino acids.